Naegleria gruberi is the source of this 1011-nucleotide messenger RNA. RefSeq lists its product as uncharacterized. Gene Ontology annotation, molecular function: ribonuclease T2 activity; RNA binding. The coding region runs from base 1 to 1011 and encodes 336 amino acids. NCBI's taxonomy places the organism in Eukaryota, Heterolobosea, Eutetramitea, Acrasida, Naegleriidae. The record is from RefSeq and is a predicted model, not a curated record. The transcript has a single exon.
AUGCCUUUACAACUAUCAGAUGAUGACGAAGAACCAACAAGACUUGUAACCUCGAACACUGAACAGCAACGGCCUGGAGCAUCAACAUCAGUAUUGGAUAAUGAACAGGAAUUACUCGAGUUGGGUGAUGUAUAUGUACCAGUCUUGCCGACAUCAUCCAGUGAAAUUGAUUCGAGAAAUGUCUAUUUAUCGGAGAAGGGAGGUUUAUUUGAUUCGGACAGUGAUGACGAGUUGGAUCUUUUGAGCCAUCAUCAUUAUAAUAAUACUAGCAAUGGAAAAAAUUCAGUGUUCGGGAUUGAAAAUAGUAGAAUAACUGUUGGCAUUGUUGUAUUGGGACUUAUUUUCCUAAUUGGAUUUUCUCUAUUACUCUCUUAUAGAAUGAUAGAAAAACCAAUUGAAAGACAGUCACCGAAAUAUAUUGAAUUAAGUUUAUUGUGGAGCCCUACUGUUUGUAAAGAUUCGAAGGAUGAAAUUUGUAAAACAAUUUCUGAACGAGUCAAAACUGACAAGAUUAAUUUCAUCAUCUCAUCAUUUCAACCAACAACGGUGGCAUCAAGUUGUGAAGACCCAAAUCAAUCUUCAUAUUUAGGAGAAAAACUUCCUGAAGCCAAUUCGAAAGAGUAUAAAAAAUUAAUCGAAGCAUAUGCUCCACGUUGGCCACCAUCUCUAUCCACCUCUGGUUGGUCAGCAUAUGACAAGUAUGGAAGAUGUCUCUAUGUAAAUGAUAUUGCAGUGGAAACACCAUCAGAAUAUUUUGAUCAGGCCAUUAAAUUGUGGACCUAUUGGACUAAUACUUAUUAUGUACAUUUGGCAAAUCAAACAGAGAUACCUUACACUGCAGUUUCUUUCAAUUCAUUUGCUGUUCCUAAAUGUAAAUCAGUUGAAGAUAAGCAGUAUUUGCUUGGUAUGGACUUUUGCAUUUUGGGAGACAAUCUUCAACCAGCCACUGAAAGCACAUUUUGUGAAUUCAAAACAAAUUGUGACACAAAGAAAAAUUUGUUAAUAGCUUAA